This is a messenger RNA of Aspergillus costaricaensis CBS 115574, 670 nucleotides long. RefSeq lists its product as uncharacterized. The transcript is spliced from 4 exons. NCBI's taxonomy places the organism in Eukaryota, Fungi, Ascomycota, Eurotiomycetes, Eurotiales, Aspergillaceae. The coding region runs from base 1 to 591 and encodes 196 amino acids. The record is from RefSeq and is a predicted model, not a curated record.
AUGGAACGGAAAGCAUGGACUGGGUUUGGGUUGGAUUGGAUGGAUGGCUGCUCAGAAUGGGGCCUUUGCACCGGUGGGAGUGGAAACCAAUUAGCUGGAGAACCGCUUUUCCCAAAGUCGGUGGAUCCCUUGAACCUCGCCUCCGGAUUGGAGUCCUCCUGCAGCUCGUUAUCGCUGCACACUGAUUGGCUGAAAAGGUCUUGCCACGUUGCCAUUGGUCAGUGCCCCUCCAGGCCAGCACGGACAGUCCCCGAACCACUGAAACCCGCCUCGAAUAUUCUAGUCGGCCUUAGUCUAGCAGCCGCUACGCCUGGCUGUGAACUAUCCUCAAGGCACAUCCCUGCCGCUGCAGCUCUAGACCGGGUGCGAGGCGGUGGCAGGAUGUACCUAGUACCUGACUACUCAGGAUCCCUCCCUGGCACCAGAGAGGGAUUCAAGCAAGUUAGGAACUAUAACUGCUGCUCGUUAUAUGGAAGCGCCUGGAAAAUGCGCUGGCGUCUCAAUUUCGAGGCGAUUCGAUACGAUCGUGAAGCAGGCCGCUUAAGCGCUUGGCCGGAUCGACCGCUAAGUAGACAUCAAACACGGAUGUAACCCAGAGCAGGCUCCUGCGUUAGGAACUGAUAACUGAGGCGACUCCGUGUUUAAGCGCCAAGCUAAGCAUCAAGAACAG